UCCAUCUUUCGCCCCAAAUUUCCCGAUGCUCAGUGACCUCCUUCCUCCCGCUCACUUCAAUCUUCAAUUCUGAAAACCCUAACGAGAGAGGAAAGAGGAACAAACAACGAGAAUUUUCGAUUGUCUGCUGGAAAUCCAUAGUCUUCAUCAAUGAUGUCCGCAAAGAAAUACAAGAAGGAGAAAAUCGCUCGUCGGAAGGAGGAGAAAGCAGAAGAACCCGAGCAACCCAAGUACAGGGACCGAGCUAAGGAGCGGAGGGAAGAUCAAAAUCCCGAUUAUGAGCCUACUGAAUUGGGUUCUUUUCAUGCUGUUGCUCCUCCUGGGACUGUUGAUAUACGGUCGGCCGAUGCACACAAGUUAUCCAUCGAGAAGAGCAAGUACCUUGGAGGUGAUGUGGAACAUACACAUUUGGUCAAAGGGUUGGAUUAUGCCUUGCUUAACAAGGUAAGAAGUGAGAUUGACAGGAAGCCAGAUGCUGGGGAGGAAGCUGAUGGGAAGUCAAGGACAUCGAAGGAAGAUCAGCAAGUGGCAUUUCGUACAGCCACUGCAAAGUCAGUGUAUCAAUGGAUAGUGAAGCCUCAAACUAUCAUGAAGACAAAUGAGAUGUUUCUACCUGGUCGAAUGUCAUUUAUUUUUAACAUGGAGGGUGGAUACUCCAAUGACAUACCAACUACCUUGCAUCGAAGUAAAGCUGACUGUCCAGUUCCAGAGGAAAUGGUUACUGUCAGUGUUGAUGGUUCUGUACUGGAUCGAAUUGCUAAAAUCAUGUCAUACCUCCGCCUUGGAUCAUCUGGAAAGGUUCUUAAGAAGAAAAAGAAGGAUAGAGAUCUGAGGGGGAAGCUCUCAACUCUUGGUAAUGAAUAUGAUGAAGAGGAGAAGCCAGCUAAGCUUAAUGGUGGAAUUCCAAAUAAUAGAACUGAAAGAGAAGUUUUACCCCCACCUCCACCACCUCCAAGGAAAAAUAAUCUUGAUUCGAGAGAGAAGCAAGGUCCAUCUAUUGCUAGAGAAGAAGAGGGUGACAUAUUUGUGGGGGAUGGCACUGACUAUGCUGUUCCAGGUAAAGACAUAAACCAAAGCCCACUCUCAGAAGACAUGGAAGAGUCUCCUCGAAAUAAGGAAAAAGUUUCAUACUUCACUGAACCCACUUAUGGUCCAGCUCCACCCACUGGGGCUCCUCAAGAAUGGCAAGUGAAUGGAUAUGACACCUUGCAAGCACAAGUGAUGGCUGCUGGCUACCAAGGAGAGUGGCAGGAAUACCAGUACGCUGAGCAACUGGCUUACCCUGAGCAAUACCUUCAGGUCAAUAUGCAGACUUAUGAUUCAGAAGCAGGAUUGAAUGUUCCACUGGAUCCUCGAUUCAUGACACAAGAAGAGAAGGAUCGUGGUUUAGGAUCUGUAUUCAAGCGUGAUGAUCAAAGGCUUCAACAAUUGAGAGAGAAAGAUGCCCGUGAAAAGGAUCCCAAUUUCGUAUCUGAGAGUUACUCUGAAUGUUACCCUGGUUAUCAAGAGUAUAACCGGGAGAUUGUUGAGAGUGAUGAUGAAGAUGACUUAUCAAAAAUGGAUAUGGGGGGACGAGCAAAGGGGCGUCUCCAUCGGUGGGACUUCGAGACUGAAGAGGAAUGGGCAUCAUACAAUGAGCAGAAGGAAGCAAUGCCAAAAGCUGCAUUCCAGUUUGGCGUGAAGAUGCAAGACGGGAGGAAGACAAGAAAGCAAAACAGGGACCAGAAGCUCAAUAACGAGCUGCAUCAGAUCAACAAGAUACUGGCUAGAAAGAAGAUGGAGAAAGAGACGGGAGGCGAAGGUGGUGGACAUUAUAACGAUGAUUUACAACCUGGAAAAAAGCUCAGAAUAUCAAGUUAAUAGCUUACGUUAUGGUUUUCUUUUUCGUUAUGUAUAAUUAAUAAUCUAAAAGCUCCUCAAGUCGGUAUUCGUUUUUGUUAGGAGAAUGUUAAUUGUUAUAAUGGUAUAUAAUAUUGAAAGUUUAUAAUAUGAUAUAUUGUUAUGUAGUUUUUUUUUUUUUUUUUCCUUAGGGAUUUACCUGUGUUAUAAUAUAUGAUUAUUCAUUUA
Messenger RNA from Rubroshorea leprosula, 2067 nucleotides. The record is from the annotation of a GenBank genome assembly. NCBI's taxonomy places the organism in Eukaryota, Viridiplantae, Streptophyta, Magnoliopsida, Malvales, Dipterocarpaceae.